Durusdinium trenchii is the source of this 1612-nucleotide messenger RNA. The record is from the annotation of a GenBank genome assembly. NCBI's taxonomy places the organism in Eukaryota, Dinophyceae, Suessiales, Symbiodiniaceae.
GGUUUUUGUACCUUCAUUGUUCACAUUCAAUUUCCUCCGGCAGAGCAUGAAGCGUGGGGCAAAAACACAUCUCACGCUGGUCCUGCUGGUGGUAGCAAAUGCAUUCCUACUGAAGUCAAUAGUGCCAAGCCCUGCAUGGGUUAGUCUUUGUGGUGCGAAGGGCCUUGGGCCCCCGCGUUGGAAAUCAGUGAGAUAUGACUCAAGGCGGUCCGACGCAGAGUUGUGGCCAGAGAUGUUUGAUUGGGUGAAAAGUACUGGCAUGGAUACCUCAGAUAUUCAGGUCAAAGUUGCCGCAACUGAGGAUCUUGCCAAAGGGGAGCUUGGAUUGAUUACGACAGCACCAUUGGUAGCAGGUGACAUCCUUGCCUGGGCACCAACAUCGCUCCUUUUGAGCAAGGGCAAGGCGGUUGAUCUCUGGGGCUCGCUGGUGGAGGACUUGUCAGAUCGACUGGCACUCAUACUGUUGUUGAUUCAAGAACGUUUUGUACACGGCUCUGCCUCCAAGUGGCAAGUCUACAUGCAAACUCUGCCUAGGUUUGAUGGUGAUGUCUCAGGUCCCAGUUUUCUGUGGGCAGAAGAAGAGCUGGAAUGCUUGCAAGGGAGCGACGCUUAUCAUGCAGCUUUUCAAAUGUACAACACAAUCAUAGACGAGUAUGAAUCGUUGAAUCGCACCCUUUUCAGCAAGAACCCUGACACCUUUCCCCCGACUACCUUCACGUUUGAGAACUAUUUAUGGGGAGCAGCCAAUGUUGCGUCCAGAGCAUACGGUGAUGAUGCUGAUGGAACUCAUCUUUGUAUAGCUCCGCUUGUGGAUUUCUUGAACCACAAAGCCGGGGCUUUACAGCUCACUCGCUUUGGCAACGGCAUUGUGGCAUAUGCACACAAGCAUUAUGAAGCGGGUGAGCAAGUGUGGGUUAGUUAUGGCGGCAAGAGCAACGCACAACUUUUGUCCCAGUAUGGAUUUGUGGAUCCUGACAACGGCCAAGAGGCAGUUUACAUUAGAAUAUCCGAUCACUUGCCUGCAAGCACUUCACAGCUUCAGCUCAUAGGGCAACUUCUGAAUGAUGAGCCCCAAAUUGCAAUCUUCCGUCUUUCACGGAGACCACGCGAAUGGGAGCCAACACUGAUGCCUGUCCUAAGAAUUCUUGCCUUGGACGAUCAAGAUUUGCCCAAGAAUGCUGAGGACAUGAUUCAGCGGCAGCAACCCGAGCUUGAAGCAUCAGCUUACAAAGUACUGCAGCAAGCCAUCACACGGCGCAAAAGUGAAUUUCCUGCAUCCCUUGAGGAGGACAAGAGGACUUUAGAGGGACUAAGCAAAGAGGCUUUCUCACAGAAAAUUGAGAGAGAGUCUUUGGCUUUACGCUUGCGGAUCUCAGAGAUCGAGCUGCUGGAACUUGUUGAGGCAUAUGCUAUGGACCAAGAGCUACGGGAAGCCCAACCAUGAAAGCGUCAGUUGCAAUGCAUUCCCGCUGAUACUCCCUACCAUUGCAGCGGACUACCCAUUAUUAUGCUUCCAGCCUGAACUUGGAGUCGGCAUACGAUUUUCGAAUAUUGUUGAUUUGUUGUGUUUGAUCUCAUUGCUGACACUGCCUUGGCUCCUAGUGUACUUUCG